AUGGAACCACGCCCUCACCGACAAGUCUUCCGAUUCCCGCCUUUUCGUCGCAGGUGGUUGAACCCUCUCAUGUGGCUCGGGUCGAGGAGGGACUUGGAGCUGGGCGAUCUGUUCGGAGUUCCGCAGGGAGACGAGUCGGAUAAUUUGGGAGAUGAACUUCAGAGGCAAUGGGAGCAUGAAUUGAGGAAGGCGAACGUCUCAGACGGCCACUUGGACACGGAACAAACGACGACGAAGGAAGGGCAGAAGAUGAAAAGACCGAGUUUACUGAAGGCCAUCGUCAGGACAUUCGGAGGGAAGUACGCCGCGGCUGGGAUCAUCGUCUUCUUCGAAGAAUGCGUCCUGAGGGUGGCUCAGCCGGUUUUCAUGGCAUUGCUGAUCCGAUAUUUCUCUGGGAACUGGAAAUACGGAAACGAGACAUAUUGGGGCUGGUUAUUUGGCACUGGCGUCAUACUAUGCUCUCUUCUGUACAUCUUUACGCACCAUGCUGUCUUUUUCAACAUCGGAAGAUACGGAAUGCAGAUCAGAGUCGCGUGCGGAUCCAUCAUCUACAGAAAAGCGUUGAGACUGAGCAAAUGUGCGUUGGGUCGAACGACUUCGGGUCAGAUGGUGAACCUCCUGUCCAACGACGUCAACAGAUUCGACCAAUCGGUCAUCUACCUCCACUACCUGUGGAUAGGACCGAUUCAGGCCAUCAUCUCGACGGCCAUCCUCUGGCUCGAAUUCGGGAUCUCCUCCCUCUCGGGCAUCGCCUUCCUCAUCCUCUUCGCGUCCUCUCAAGGUUCUCCUUUGGCUUCUUGCCCUGAUGCGAUCGGGAGAGUGUUCCUGGCAGUGGCCGUGUAUAACAACAUACGAAUGACCAUGACCUAUUACUUCCCUUUUGGGGUUGCUCAAGCAGCAGAAACUGUCAUCUCGAUCAAACGACUGCAGGAAUUCCUCCUCCAUGAGGAACUGAGGAAGCCAAACCAUUACAUGGUAUCCAGUCCUGGUGUCCUUGGUGAUGCUGAUCAAAGAAAAUCCACAAAACCCUUGUCCAAGAAUGGAAAUCCGGGAAUCGAGAUGAAGAAUGCAAUAGCCUCAUGGACGAAAGGUCGAGAAAGCAUCGUUCUCGAUGGCGUCUCGGUAUCUGUGAAACCUGGCCAACUCGUUGCAGUCAUAGGUCCCGUUGGCAGCGGAAAGAGUUCCAUGGUGCAGGCGAUCUUGGGGGAGUUACCACUGGAAACCGGUGAAUUGCAGGUGAGGGGAAGACUGGCAUACACAGGACAAGAGCCCUGGGUCUUCGCUGGAUCCAUUCGUGAAAAUAUCACAUUGGGGAAAUCGUACGAUGGAGCACUCUUUAGCCGAGUCGUACACGCCUGCGCACUUCACAAGGACCUCGAUCAUUUCCCCCAUCGAGAGCGGAGUCUCGUUGGGGACCGUGGAAUCACUCUCUCCGGUGGACAGAAAGCCCGAAUUUCGCUUGCCAGAGCGUUGUACCAAGAAGCAGACAUUUACCUGUUGGACGACCCACUGUCAGCGGUAGACGCUCAUGUAGGACGACACCUAUUCAACAAAUGCAUAAUGGGAUACUUGAAAGACAAGCCGAGGAUAUUGGUAACUCAUCAGCUUCAGUUCCUCCAAACGGCUGACGGGAAAGUGGCGACGAGCGGCACGUACAACGAACUGCUGAAGUCGGGAGUGGAUUUCACGAAAUUGAUGGCCAAACAUGAGACUUCUCAGCAUCUCGAGGAAGAGCUGUCAUCGACGAGGAUAAAUAGAACCUGUUCUAAUGAAAGCUUGCCAAGUCUGGAUGUUCAGUCUUACACGAACGAGGGAUCUACAACGAAACUUGGAGACAAAGCUUCUGCACCGACACUAGCAGAAGAAACUAGAUCUCGUGGGAGUUUAUCAGCAAGGAUAUACUGGGAUUAUCUUAAAGCAGGAGCUGGAUGGUUCCUUCGCUUGCUCCUCAUCGUCAGUUACAUUCUCACUCAGUGUGCAUUCUCGGGCUCUGAUUGGUGGCUCUCGUACUGGACGAAUGCGCAGCAAGAGGCGGCGAACCGGACCAAUAGUUCUGCUGUGGAAUUACUCUUUGGGAAUCCACUACUGGAUCCGUGGACACCGAUGUACAUCUACGUGGCGAUCGUAGUAGCCUUGUUUUUGCUGUCCAUUUUCAGAACGGUGUUGUUCUUCUAUAUCUGCAUGAAUUCAUCCAUCAACCUUCAUUCUUGCAUGUUCAAAUCUGUACUCCGAGCCCCAGUCGCCUUCUUCGAUAACAAUCCAGUUGGCCGGAUCCUGAACAGAUUCAGCAACGACGUCGGAGCAUCAGACGACAUGCUGCCUCCUACAGCUUGCGACAGUCUCGGAGUGGCGUUCCACAUACUGGGCGUCUCCGUCCUGCUCUGCAUUGUCAAUUACUACGUCAUCAUUUGCACGAUCGUUAUCAUGGUAGCCUUCAGUUGUCUACGUCACUUCUAUCUGAAUACGGCCAGAGAUCUGAAGCGCCUCGAAUCCAUCACACGAAGUCCGGUCUUUUCUCAUCUGAGUGCUUCCUUGAACGGGCUGGCGACCAUCAGAGCCUCGCAUGACGAGGAUAUCUUCAUAAAGGGGUUUGACAAUCAUCAAGAUCUUCACACUUCUACGUGGUUCGUUUUCCUAUCUGGCACCCGAUGGUUCGGGAUUUGGUUGGACUGGCUGAUUGUCGCCUAUCUAGCUGCUAUCACCUACAGUUUCAUGGGAAUCGGUCGAGAGGCACUGGGUGGGGAUGUCGGGCUUGCGAUAUCCUCGGCAAUUAUGCUGGCUGGGAUAUUCCAAUUGGGUGUACGACAGAGUGCAGAAUUGGAAAAUCAGAUGGUGUCUGUGGAAAGAAUCAUGGAAUAUUCCCGUUUGAAAGAAGAGGCGGCCCUCGAAUCUCCCCCUGACAAGAAGCCACCUUUAGGCUGGCCAUCAGAAGGGCAUGUGAAAUUCGAGCACGUAUCCCUACGAUAUGCCCCUGACUCAUCGCCGGUGCUCAAGGAUCUUACAUUUACGAUAGCGGCAAAGGAAAAGGUGGGAAUAGUGGGGAGAACUGGAGCAGGGAAGUCAUCAUUAAUUACCGUCCUAUUCCGUCUGACGGAGCCCGAGGGUAGAAUCCUCUUGGACGGAAGAGAAACCAAGGCUUACGGUCUCCAUGAAGUCCGACGAGGAAUCGCCAUCAUUCCACAGGAUCCAGUCCUCUUCCAGGGAACGAUGCGACGGAACCUCGACCCAUUUGAUGAGCAUUCGGACGAGGCUUUGUGGAAAGUCUUGGAACAAGUUCAGCUGAAGCAACCAGUCAGUGAAAUGAAGGAAAAACUGGAUACAAAGCUCUCCGAAGGAGGAAGCAAUUUCUCCGUCGGUCAGCGGCAGCUCGUCUGCCUGGCCAGGGCCCUCCUUCGCCAAAACAAAAUCCUCAUUCUCGAUGAAGCCACAGCCAACGUCGAUCCAGAGACAGAUGCCCUCAUCCAAGACACACUUAGAAGGAGUUUCAGUGACUGCACUGUGUUGACGAUUGCACAUCGUUUGGAUACGAUCAUCGACAGCGAUAAAGUUCUCGUCCUUGACCACGGAGAAAUUAAGGAAUUAGGGCAACCGCACGAGCUGCUGCAGAACGAGAAUGGCUUCUUCUCUGAUCUGGUAGGCCAGACGGGACCAGGAGCGGCAAAGCGGCUUCGUCUCGCUGCUGCACGGGCCACCCUGUGGCAGGAGAACCGCCGCCUCACCAUGCUGAUCCUGAAGGACUUCACCUUCAGGAAGAGAGAAGUCGUGGAUUUGAUCAUCCAAGACGCCGUCCUACUCCUCUGCGGGUUCCUCAAAGAGAAUCAGCGCAAACCUCUACAUCUUGGGCCCUGCCUCAAUCUCGCAAUCACCAAUAUCAUCUGGAAAAUGGUUGUAGGCCCAUGGGGAUUACCGAUAUUGGGAUACGCCCCUUUCCUCCUGGGAGAGUACAAAUACCUGAAGAUGAACUCUCUGAGGAAGAAACACGGCGAUAUCUUCACAAUCAGCCUGUUGAACUAUGAUGUCGUGAUCCUGAGCGACUGGGAACUCGUGCGAGACUUUUUCGGGCGACUGGAGAUCUCGGGUCGACCCAAUAUCUUCAUCGUACGAGAACCCGCUUCACACGGCCUGGGUAUCGCGCUGUCGCAGGGAAGCAUAUGGCUGGAAAACCGGCGCUUUACCAUGCGGAUUCUGAAGGAUUUCGGCUUAGGGAAAAAGGAAGCCUUGGAUUCCAUGAUCCAAGAUUCCGCGAUUACUCUAUGCCGAUUCCUCUCGAGGAAUCAGCACGAGCCGCAAGACCUCGGCCCCCACCUUAACCUCGCCAUACUCAACAUCAUCUGGAAAAUCAUUGCGGGCAGGCAAUUCUCCCAAGACGACGCGAAGAUGCAGGGCGUGAUGAUCGGACUCGAGGAGGUCUUCUUUGAUUCCUCCAUCCUCGGGAACUUCCACUUGGCGCCCCUCUUGGUCUUCUUUUGGCCGCCUGCGCUCAGGGCAUACAGACGCAUCCACCGCAAUCUGGCUGUCAUAACGAAAGUGUUCUCGGAUGAGGUGGAGGAACACAAGAAAAGCCUGCCAUUGUCCGGGGAACCAAGUGAUUACAUCGAAGCCUAUCUCAUGGAAAUGGCAAAACAAAAGGCUCAAGGAGAAAUCAACCCCAAUUUUUCAGAACUCGGAUUACAGACGAACAUCGCUGACAUGUUCAUCGCCGGGAGCGAGACGACGGCGAGCUCCAUCCGUUGGUGCGUCCUGUUUCUCCUCUGCCACCCCGAAAUUCAGGAGAAACUCCAGGCUGAAGUAGACAACGUCGUUGGGCCCGAUAGACUUCCUUCACUCGAUGACCGAGACAGGUUUCACUUUGAUCUUGGAAUGCCAUUCACGCAAGCCUUCAUCAUGGAGGUGCUUAGACUAUCGCAUCUGGGCCCCUUUGGGGUGCCUCACGUGGCCACAGAAGACGUAGAAAUCGCAGGAUAUCGAUACCCUAAGAAAUUCACAUUUCGCACCACGACGGGACUUCCUCAUCCGAAAGCCGAGGCUGUUGGAAGCUUCGCAGUGAAUCCUCCUAAACCCUUCCAAUUCCUCGUAGAGGAGAGAAAGCAUUGA
This is a messenger RNA of Darwinula stevensoni, 5094 nucleotides long. The record is from the annotation of a GenBank genome assembly. NCBI's taxonomy places the organism in Eukaryota, Metazoa, Arthropoda, Ostracoda, Podocopida, Darwinulidae.